AUGGCUUUAUCGCCAACAAAGCACACUCGCAAUGCUUCACGGUCUUCUCGACCCCGCAGCUCAACACGAGGGCCGUUGGAUGCAUCAGAUGACCCUCUCUCGUCCCCGGGUUCAGCUCCCUCGCCUAGUAUUAUCCAACAGAAGUUUACUAGCGGUGACGACUUUUCCGGCGCUUCCCUUCACGAACUAGACCCGCUGGCCCCAGAAGACCUCCCUGAAACCCUGGGUAAAGACCUUUCAUUUCUACUACGACCUAAUAUAUAUCACCCACUAUCUCAUGUCGAUAUUCCUUCUCCACUUCGUUCCCAUUUCAUCGUGCUCGAUCCCGGCGAACCGCUGUCGACAAACCUCGGCAUUUUAGAGAAAUUGCUGGUGGAAGGUCGCUUUCUGGUUGCUGCGCAUUUUGCGGGCUCAAUUCUCACUUCGUCAUUGAUAACGCCCACCGAUAUAAAGAUCAUAUUCUCUCUAUUUUACACCCGUCUUGCCUGCCUGGAGCUUUCGGGAAACACAGUUCUCGCAGCACAGGAAUCGAAAGCUCUGGAGGACCUCAACUCCACAUUCUACUAUAUUGACUCCAGUCUCGAUUCGUCCAAGCAAAAAAUUCAAAAUGAAGAUCUCAAGGAUAUUGAGCAUGGCCCUUUCCCACGUCAUAUCGUUCCUUGGCCACUUCGCGUUCUAGCUGUUCGACUUCAAAGUAUUGGAUUUGGUGACUCUCGCAGGAGUAUUGGGGGUCUGUAUGAGAUUGGCCUCGAAGCAAGAGCCCAAAUCAUGAAAAACGAGACCAGCGAACCAGAAAGAAAAGUCUGGAAAGAGCGGUUAGCGGACUUGGGCAUGAGAAGCGUGAAUGCGUUGGUCGAGAUGGGCGAUCUCGAUGCAGCUAACAGGUCGCUAGAAGGACUAGACACGUCUAGCCUGGAAUCCGAUACUACAAAACUGAGGAAGGCGCUUCUUUUCUUAAGGAUGGGUGAUCUCGAUGCGACACAACGAGUCUUCGAUAACCCUCCCAAUUCCAAAGAGCCUUCCUUGUUAAAACCCCUCAUCAGCAUGUCUGAUGGCCGCUAUCAAGAUGCGAUCAACGAGUGGCGCAUAUUAUUAGAAGAUAACCAGAGAACUGAUGGUGCUUUGGUGGCACACAAUCUUGCUGUGUGUCUUCUUUACACUGGUCAAUUGGAUGAGGCUCGCCAACUACUGGAAUCUCAGAUCUCGGCCAACCACUCGUUCAGCAGCCUCAUAUUUAACCUCUCGACUGUGUAUGAACUUUGUUCCGACAACGCUGGCCAAUUGAAGGGGCAGCUCGCAGCCACCAUUUCUAACCAGCCUAUUUCUGGACAAACCAACCUAGACCGAUCAAACGCGGACUUUAAGCUAUGA
Penicillium cosmopolitanum is the source of this 1371-nucleotide messenger RNA. RefSeq lists its product as uncharacterized. Bases 1 to 1371 code for a protein of 456 amino acids. Gene Ontology annotation, cellular component: TRAPP complex; Golgi apparatus. The record is from RefSeq and is a predicted model, not a curated record. The transcript is spliced from 4 exons. Gene Ontology annotation, molecular function: protein binding. NCBI's taxonomy places the organism in Eukaryota, Fungi, Ascomycota, Eurotiomycetes, Eurotiales, Aspergillaceae.